This is a messenger RNA of Sapajus apella (tufted capuchin), 3583 nucleotides long. It is a transcript of the gene MOB1A, whose product is annotated as MOB kinase activator 1A. NCBI's taxonomy places the organism in Eukaryota, Metazoa, Chordata, Mammalia, Primates, Cebidae. Bases 260 to 910 code for a protein of 216 amino acids. The transcript is spliced from 6 exons. Gene Ontology annotation, molecular function: protein kinase activator activity. Gene Ontology annotation, cellular component: cytoplasm; nucleus. The record is from RefSeq and is a predicted model, not a curated record. Gene Ontology annotation, biological process: hippo signaling; positive regulation of protein phosphorylation.
GGCGGAGCGAAAGGGGGCGCGUUAAGUCCCUCCUGGCGCAGCGAAGCCUCAGCUCGCGAGACUUGGCUGGUUCCGCAUUUCGGGUCUGUGAGGUGGGGUUGACGGGCGAGGCGGGCGUCGAGGUUUGCGAGGGCUCGGAGCGGCGGCGGCCCGGCUUCUGCUGCCCUUGAGCUAAGGACUGUCCGCUCCCUCUCGCCGGCACCGAAUCCUGAUCCGGGCGGGGGCCAGCGGCCCCUUGCCUCCCCUCUGAGGACCGGAGAUGAGCUUCCUCUUCAGCAGCCGUUCUUCUAAAACAUUCAAACCAAAGAAGAAUAUCCCUGAAGGAUCUCAUCAGUAUGAACUCUUAAAACAUGCAGAAGCAACUCUAGGAAGUGGGAAUCUGAGGCAAGCUGUUAUGUUGCCUGAGGGAGAGGAUCUCAAUGAAUGGAUUGCUGUAAACACUGUGGAUUUCUUUAAUCAGAUCAACAUGUUAUAUGGAACUAUUACAGAAUUCUGCACUGAAGCAAGCUGUCCAGUCAUGUCUGCAGGUCCAAGAUAUGAAUAUCAUUGGGCAGAUGGUACUAAUAUUAAAAAGCCAAUCAAAUGUUCUGCACCAAAAUACAUUGACUAUUUGAUGACUUGGGUUCAGGAUCAGCUUGAUGAUGAAACUCUUUUUCCUUCUAAGAUUGGUGUCCCGUUUCCCAAAAACUUUAUGUCUGUGGCAAAGACUAUUCUAAAGCGCCUGUUCAGGGUUUAUGCCCAUAUUUAUCACCAGCACUUUGAUUCUGUGAUGCAGCUGCAAGAGGAGGCCCACCUCAACACCUCCUUUAAGCACUUUAUUUUCUUUGUUCAGGAGUUUAAUCUGAUUGAUAGGCGUGAGCUGGCACCUCUUCAAGAAUUAAUAGAGAAACUUGGAUCAAAAGACAGAUAAAUGUUUCUUCUAGAACACAGUCACCCUCUUGCUUCAUCUGUUGCUAGAACUAUCUCAUUGCUAUCUGUUACAGACUAGUGAUACAAACUUUAAGAAAACAGGAUAAAAAGAUACCCGUUGUCUGUGUCUACUGAUAAAAUUAUCCCAAAGGUAGGUUGGCGUGAUAGUUUCCAAGUAAGACCUUAAGGACACAGCCAGAUCAUAAGUACUGUGAUAGCAACCAAGUAUGACUCCUGUUCUUAUCACAGAGUCAUACCUGGUUGUAAUAUGUGAUGAUUAACCUGUAGUUUAUAAGUUUACUUAUUAUUCUUUUACUCAUUUUACUCAGUCAUUUCUUUACAAGAAAAUGAUUGAAUCUAUUUUAAGUGACAGCAUAAUGGACAUUGAGCAUUUCCACCAAUAACUUAUGAAUAAGUUUCCAGAACAGAUUUCCUAAUAACACAAUCAGAUUGGUUUUAUUCUUUUAUUUUACAAAUAAAAAAUGUAUUUCUAAGUAUCCUUGAAAUUUAGAACAUGUGUGUCACUUCAGAUAACAUUUUAGUUUCAAGUUUGUAUGGUAGUGUUUUUAUAGAUAAGAUACGUAUAUUUUUUCAAAAUUCAUGAUUGCAGUUUAAAUCAUCAUACGGCAUGUGUGGGUGGGAGCAACCAAAGUUAUUUUUACAGGGACUUUAUUUUUUAAUCUUUAUUUGGAAUUGUUUUCACAUCUGUCUAAAUUAUUAGGAGUGUGUAUAUCAGAAGUAAUUUUUUUAUGUCUUCUAAGGAUGGUCUUCCAGGCUUGUAGUCUGAAAAGCUUCAUUCAAAUAGUAGCUUUUGGCUGAGAAAAGGAAUCCAAAAUAUUAUAACAAAUUUAGAUCUCAAAACCACUAUUUUUAUUAUUUCAUUAUUUUUCAGAGGCCUUGAAAUUCUGAAUAAGAGAAUGGAGGAAAAUACUCAGAGUACUUGAUUAUUUUAUUUCCUUUUAUUAAAAAAAUUACUUCUAUGUUUUUAUUGUGUCUUGAGCCUUAGUCAAGAAUAGUGUAGAAAUGCAUGAACUUUAUUCUAAUGAGGAUAAAACUUAAGAAAAACCACAAUAAACCGUGAAGGUGUACACAUCUUACAACACAGCUAAAGUUUUGGUGUGCUACCUAUUCUUGAGAGAGUGAGUGAGUGUAUGUGUUUAAAGAAGACAAAAUGGGAGAAAUAAGUUUAAAAAAAUCCUCAUUCUGUUAAUAUUCAAAAGAUGGACUGAGCUCCCACUUGGGUUUUAUCUUAAUUGUUUUUGUAUCAAAACUUGAAAUUCCUGUUUCUAUUGGGAUAAAGAAAACCUUCCCCUUGAGUGAAGAAAACAUUUAUUUUUUAUUUGGUUUCUAGGAUAUAGUAAACUCUAACAGUCUAUUUAAAAUGUACUGAGGCACAACAGUUAUUAUACUGGAAGACAUGCCAAACUGGCAAAGCUUUAAGUUCAUCAGCAUUCUAUGUGGUUCAGAAUGUGGUUUUGGCAAAGUACUUUACCAGCCUCCUUGAUGGCUUUGAUAAAGGUUAGAUUUGAUGGUUUUUUUUUUUUUUUUUUUUUAAAUUUUUCUUCUUAUUCCACUAAACUAUAAAGAAAAUAAUUAUUUAGAAACUCCAUUUUAAAUAAUCAUUUUCUAUAAAUUCUUAAAUAUAUACAGAGUUUUAAAGGAAAUAGAACAUUUCAUCUGAUUUAGGUAGCAUCCACAUAUCAUUGAGGAAUUAAAGUGUGGGACAGUCAUUAUUAAAAAAGAGAGAGAAAAGCCCUCUAUUAGACAUUCCAUAAUCCAUGUUUUAAGUUUAUCCAAAGGUCCAAAUGUCAGCCAUUCUGUAUGUUCAUGUUGAUCAUUUGCAAACAAGAAAGCAGGUUUCUAGAUGUCACUUAGGCUGUGAACUGCCUCUCAACUUUUAAACCCUGUUGGCUUUACUUUUUUAAGUCCACAAGUGAUGAAACUGGUUUCUCAGCUCGGCUUAUACAUUCCUCAUUAUUUCUAAUAUUUCAAAUAUAAUCAAACAAAAAAAAAGUUAUCACUUUUCUCCACUUAUUUUCUAAGCCCCAAAGCAAAUGAAAGACGAUCACGUCAGGACAGUAGUAAAGGCAGCUUAUAAAUAGGACAUAAAUCAGAGAUGUGUUGGUAUUUUGAUACUCAGACUGUCCUUUUUAAAGAUAAAAACAUUACCAGGAUCCCAAGUUAAUCUGGCUUAACCAACCGUACACCUAAAUAUUAGUGUUUAAGUCCAAGGCUGGGGAGCCAAGGUGGGGAGGAGAAUUGGAGGAAGGGGAGAUAAUGAGAUGAGGAUGGCGCCUUCUUGGCUUGGCUAGAGGGGCAACCUUUGAUAACAAUUUGAAGAAAUCAAUCUUUUUGGCUCUUCUCGAGACUUUUAUCUCCCCGUGCCCAAGGUUUGUCUGUUCCAUAACACUCAUUCCCUUCCCCCUGGCUAAUCAGAAGUCAUCUCUUCAGUGUCUGAUCUCUGCUCUUCAUACAUGGUUACAGUCACGGGGUGAAGAGUGCUUGCUAAAUUAUGCAGUUAAUCCUAUGAUGCUUUAAUUUUCAGGCCUUCAAAAAAAACUUGGACAGUGAUGUACAGAUUUUUAAGUAGUUGAACUUCCUUUUACUAGUUUUUGUAUUGACAGCCAAAUGUGUCUUUCAUUCUUCAGAUUGUGAAUAAAGUGAUUUUACAGGA